AUGGUCUCCUAUUGCCACGUCAUCCCAGGCGCUCGUUCGGGUUGGAGGCGAUUUCACACGAUCGAUUUUUUUCUCGCCCCAGGUACCUUAUCCUUUUCCCCCGAGCACUACCUCACCUACUCGGUCUCACAUUAUCAUUCCGGCGAUUACAACGGCGAGUCCUUCUGCCGAUUCGAGGGGCAGCGGGUGGCGCACGAGUGCAGCGGCGAGGAUGCAGGACGGCUGCGUCCAUGCGAUAGGGCGACGCCCACCGGGCACCACGCUGCGGCCCUGCGGGAGGAGGCGGCGACGAGGAUGCGGCCCGCGGGAGGGAGGCGGUGGCCGGCAGAAGCUAUUCCGACGACUUGGGAGCUCCUCCUGCACGGCCAGGACGGCGCCCGGCACCACGCGCGAGCAAGCCGCGUCCGGGAGUGCGAGCAGCGUGGCGCUCAUGGUCGCGCCCGCCACCCACAUCCUGGCGCCGCGGCGUUGUCAGCGGGGGCCCGUUCGCGGCAUUGCUUUGCCGGGUCGCGCGAGUGCGGCGAUGAUGAUGGAGAGGGCUGCAUUGGGCGGCCACGGAGCUGGUAG
Triticum turgidum subsp. durum (durum wheat) is the source of this 567-nucleotide messenger RNA. NCBI's taxonomy places the organism in Eukaryota, Viridiplantae, Streptophyta, Magnoliopsida, Poales, Poaceae. The record is from the annotation of a GenBank genome assembly.